GGCAUUCAAACUGUCGCCCUUCCAUAUGCGCCCGCGCAGGCAAUCCAAUAAAUAGACAAGAGCGCCGCGAGGCCGCUACGUACCACCCGCAACCUCGACCAGUCCACACGGACCGGCACCACUAAGAAAUUACCAGCCCCUAACCUCAACGAUGCUGCUAGCGUGGGUGGCGAUGGCGGCGGUGGCGGCGGCGGGCGUGCAGGGCUACUCCAGCGGAGCCCCGGACAGCGCCUGCCAGGACAUGGUCCCGCGGCACCCCGUGUCUGCGCAGAAGUCCGCGGCCCCCUACAGCAUCACCACCAGCUCUAAGGUGGUGAAGGCGGGCCAACCACUCCAGGUGGUGAUCUCGGGGCGAGGCGCCUCCAACACCAUCCGCGGGCUGCUGCUGCAGGCGCGGCAGGGAGGCAAGCCCGUCGGCAAGUUUACCGUCGCCCCCAACGACUCCUUCGCCAAGACUGUCGACUGCGGCGGCCCUGCUACCGCAGUGUCCCACAAGAAGCACGACGAGAAGGACGACCCGCAGACCGUGACCUACACCUGGACGCCGCCGGCCGGCUUCAACGACGAAAUCAAAUUCAGAGCUACGAUCGCACUGAACGGAGCCGUGUUCUGGGUCGGAGUGGAAUCUGCUCCAAUCAAGGUUUCUAGCUAAAUAAGUGUAAUAAUAUGCAUAAAGUAUUUGAAAUAUGUACAUAAAUCUUCACAUUUUCAUCAGUAUUUACCAAAUGACAUGCUAUGUAGUGAUUUAAUAUAUUUUUAUAAUAAACUUUUCUUCUAAACUAAU
Plutella xylostella (diamondback moth) is the source of this 784-nucleotide messenger RNA. RefSeq names its product immune-related protein 2 (gene irp2). NCBI's taxonomy places the organism in Eukaryota, Metazoa, Arthropoda, Insecta, Lepidoptera, Plutellidae. Gene Ontology annotation, cellular component: membrane. The record is from RefSeq and is a predicted model, not a curated record.